Molecule: messenger RNA, 3373 nt
Organism: Syzygium oleosum
Lineage: Eukaryota; Viridiplantae; Streptophyta; Magnoliopsida; Myrtales; Myrtaceae
Product: protein PHYTOCHROME KINASE SUBSTRATE 1
Exons: 1
Coding region: 1502-3001 (499 amino acids)
Biological process (GO): phototropism
Source: RefSeq, a predicted model, not a curated record
UUCUUUGCCUUUGGAUUUGUGACCACCCAAUAUGGCUAAAGGUUUGAGCUGCAAAUUCCGGCUUGAUGUACUGUGUACGGUACUUAGGUUUGACCAAUGCACAUGUCAUGUCACCUGCACCCGGGCAACAAUCGGUCCUAGAUCUUAUCAAACUGCGGUAAAUAUUGCUCAUCAAGAAAAAAACUGAAGUAAAUAAUGCAGUUCAGCAUAGUUUCCAUCGAUGGCCAUCAGCCAAAGCCUGGGUUCUUUGUUACUUAUCGUGAAGAAAAUGAUCCUCCUCUCAGUUUAAAUGUCUAGAAGUCAUGAAUUCUUUUACUCCUUGUUCAGCAUACUAGUGGUGAAACUUCAGAUGAAUACCUCGUUCUGGUCUUCUUGCUGCCCAAAUUUCAACCCCGACUUCGCGAUAAGUCGAAAAUAGUGGUCCAUUUUUUCUUAUUUCAUUGGUACUUCCGUGCCUUUCAGGUAUAAUGUGUUGAAUGUUGUCGAAGCACUUUUUUAGUGCUUUUGCCUCUUUAAGUUUCGGUUGGGCCAAUCAGAUUUGGAAUGUAUUCUGGUUUGUAAAUCCCGUGAUCAAAGAAGGGAAGAAAUCAACAUCCGUUGUUGUGAAAUUGAACUCAGGUUCCAACAAAGAGACUCUGCUAUGGUGUAGCAUUUUCGCCUAGAUCACAGCUACCCUUGAACCCGCAACUUUAUCUCAACAUCCUCUCUGUGUGAAGUUUAUUCAGAGUAACAAGCUAAGCUUAGCUCCCCCAAUCAACCUCUGCAAGCUCUCUGCCAGCAUUCACUUACCCCUGAAAAUGCUAACGAGAGAGCGCUACUUAACUGUAUACUCAUUCUACAUUCCUUGUACGUAGCACACAGAUUUCACCGAUCAGAGUCUUGGCUGUUACCGUGCAGAAAAGGGGUCCUCUUCGUCCAUCUCAGUUCCGUGAAAUCGAUUUCGGAUGGUGAAAGUUGAGUGACUAUACAGGAGUAAAAUGUCAUUGACCCUUCCUCCAGUUGAAGUUGCAGGAAUGUGUAACUUUUAGUGGUCCUGACGUUUCUUCCCAUUAAUAUCAAUGUCAUUUUUCCAUUAUCUAGGAAGUAAGUUGUAUAGGCCCCUACCCUUCAAUCAUUAAAUUUUGUGAAGCCGAAACCUACUUUAACAGUUUUUUUUAAUAAGUCAAGCUAACAUGAGAGCCACCUCAAGUAAUAGUUUCUCGUAUCCUUUAUAUCUUGGCUCCAAGCUGAUGGGCCACUGGAUUAUGUUAACAAGGCUCUUCCAUUGUUAAGUUUCUUUCAGGAGACCUCUCAAGCUGUUUCUACUUUAGGAUCCUCAUGGCCUUUUGAAUAAUAUCAAUCUUGUUGAUUCCGUAUUUUCUGGAGCUCUCAAAUCUAUCCUUUGCAUCCUUUUUGUUCUCUUCUGUCAUCCUUUUCCUCUUGUAGUUUUCCACUUAGAAAGUCAUUUUCUGCUCUGUUUUGCUGUGCUUUUGCGCGGAACUCUUUCCCCAAUAAGAGCUGAAUGGCUAUGAUUACCUUGACACCAUCUUUCAACCCCAAUCACCCACAACUAUAUUCCCUGGAAGACAGCACCAGCAGCAACAACCUCCGAGAUGCGUCUUUUUCUUCGUAUCUGAACAACACAGAGGAGAGCUUCAUCCACAAGCUAGCUCAGACCAGUGGUCAAAGCCUCAAUUUCAAGAACUUCCAUCAGGAGGAGCAUCUUUAUAAGGAGGAGGAUGGAGAAAUUGGAGUGUUUGGAGCUGAAAAAUACUUCAAUGGAGGGAUCGAUGAGGAGGAGGAGAGUCCAAGAAUUCCCAAAAUGGGUUCAGGGCAAUCCCAAUCCCAUUCGCAACAUGGCAAGAAGGAAGAUCCGCAACCUCAUGUCACGACGCAGCUGGUCAAACCGAAAUUCCAAUCCGCCACUCCAAGUGUCCGUUCAGAAUCGAGCUGGAACAGCCAGAGCGGAUUGCUUCAGAGCAUCCUGAGAAAUCCUUCGCAGCGCGGGACCAGCAAGACAAACAAUGGGAAGAGCUUCUUAGCUUCUCUUGGAUGCAAAUGCUCCUGCUCCGGUAAGAGCUCAGUUGACGUCGAUGACCGUGUUGGUGAGAUCAGUUUCAGCACGAACACUACUUCCAGUGCACUCCAAGCCAAGCCGAGCAAGAACAUGCCAAUCUUGGAUCCUUGGAUGAUCGAAGAGAUGCAAAAGAAAGAAAACCUGUUCACUCCAAGCUCUCUCAAGCAAGAACCUGGGAAUCUGCCAGUUAUAAAGACCCAUUUCCAGGAGGAGGAAGAGCUAAAGCCCAAGAAGUCACUGGAGGUUUUUGGGUCCCCGGUGUUCGAUAAAAGAAAGAACUUACUCACCUUAGAGAAGAGGCUCACAAUGUUGACGUGCGAUGGCACUAGUGCCAUUCCAAGAAAGGAGGGAUUUUCUGAAGUUUCCGCAAGCUCUAAUGGAGUCGGAGUUGGAGCCUACAACAGCAUGGACUGCGAGAGUGAUGCUAGUUCGGACUUGUUCGAGAUAGAGAGCCUCACAGGGAAAGUGAAUUCGUUUCUCACCAGGCAGGUCUCUGACGCAACCUCAGAUUGCAGAACCCCCACAACAAGGUAUGCGCCGAGCGAAGCCAGCAUUGAAUGGAGUGUCGUCACCGCGAGUGUUGCAGAUAUCUCGGUCAUGUCUGAUUAUUCAGAAGCCCCCACUACUAGCCCUGUGAGGACUGCUUUAACUGCCAACAAGGCUGGCAGGGGCAGAUCAGAUGUUCCCGGGUGGCGGCGUUCUAGUACUCUGUUGGGGUGUAAGAGUCAGAAAGCGGUACAAAUAGCGGGAGAUGCUUAUAGGACUAGUGACAGGUCGCCGCGUAUCCAUCGCAGUUCCGACGAGUCCGCUCAGGCAGCGAAGUUCCGGGCUGAGUCAAGGCUCAUGGGGAUCGAGUCCAAGAAUGGACAGCACAUGGACAGUGCCGCAUGUUUGGUUCCUGGCUCGCACGUCCCGAAUGGCCCGAAGCUCUUAUACAUUCAGUGAUCGGAGCAUCAGCAAUGUCGCGAGUUUCUUCAAUUUGCUAUGGAAUAGUAGUUAAAUUCGAGUCACAUGUGAUUUGGGGUCCAAGGUCUAAAAGUAAUUAUAGUAACUGGGCAUAUUCCAUUUUCAUGCAAUAAUUUUCUCUAGCAGCAGAUCUGAAACUUCAGAUGAUUGACAAUGUUGCUAUGACAUGUAUGGUGUUUUACCCACCUGUGAAGAACCUAUUCAGGAAUGAUUGCAGCAGCGAUCUUCCAUCAUGCAGUGGCAUGAUAUGAAAAAGUGGUGCUGCUUCACUUUGUAAUACUAAUGCCAUAAAGCAUGAGAGAUGAAUCAUGCGGGUGACAACUACUCCAAAUAUAUUUCCUGGCUUAUUAA